Molecule: messenger RNA, 1461 nt
Organism: Lachnellula hyalina
Lineage: Eukaryota; Fungi; Ascomycota; Leotiomycetes; Helotiales; Lachnaceae
Gene: ZRT3
Product: Zinc-regulated transporter
Exons: 3
Coding region: 1-1461 (486 amino acids)
Biological process (GO): zinc ion transmembrane transport
Cellular component (GO): membrane
Molecular function (GO): zinc ion transmembrane transporter activity
Source: RefSeq, a predicted model, not a curated record
AUGGGGUCCAGCAUGGAUAAUGAUACUCGGGGAUGGAUUAUGUGUGUAGUCAGUGGAAUUGCUUGUGUCGCCGGAGCCAGCAUAAUUUGCGUCGAUGUAUUAGUACGAUUGAUACCGAGUAAGAAGAACUUCAGGAUACAGGAUAGUAGUGUCUUCCUUGCAUCCUCGUUGAGUCUGAGUUUUGGAGUCAUGCUUUUCUCCGCCCUGUACAGCAUGCUCCCGUCCUCGAAAAAGUACCUUAUAAAAAGUGGAUAUACACCUUCAGAGGCGGCAUGGUUAUUGCUUCUCGGGUUUAUGGUUGGGUUCGUUGGGAUACAGGUUAUUUCGAGGUUUCUGCACCACUAUAUCCCCUCGCAUGUUGUCGACUGCGAUCAUAAUCAUGAGGAGGAAACAAACCACCACUCCCACGAUCAUAGCAGAACACAAUCGCAUGGGAGCCACAGCCAUUCACACCACUGCAAGGCAUCGACGUCUAAUCAGAGGGCGACUGAAUCUACCCCUCUACUACCUGGCGAGGAAGCAUCCAACGGGAACGGUAGAGCUUUACCCCCACCUGUAGAUAAUUCGAUGCCAAGAAACAGCAGUGGCCCCCCCCGCUCCCGGCGGGCGACUGACAAUAUCGGUCAUCGAAGACCCUCUAUGAUUGAGGUGCAGAAGCGGGUUUUAUCUUUUGUGAAAGACACCAAGACGAAUUGUGAUUCCACCGGACCAUGUUUUGGAUACUCAGACCCAUGUGGCCAAGAAUGCUUCAAGCAUAUCGCCACCAAAACAGCUCCCAACAGCCGACACCCAACCUUACUCCGCACCACAACAGGUUCCUUAUUUCCCCCAUCCUCCACCAUAUCCGAAGAAGACGACGACGAACCUCCCACCCGCCGCUCAAGAACCACCACUCGCGCCCACUCCCGCGACCCAAUGGACGAGGCCUGUGAUUCGGAGUCUGACACCGAAGACCUGGAAGCACAACAUCAUCACCACGUCCCCGAAAACGCCUUCAUGUCCAUAGGCCUGCAAACAUCCAUCGCCAUCGCCCUCCACAAGCUCCCCGAAGGGUUCAUUACCUAUGCAACCAACCACGCGAACCCCUCUCUCGGAUUCUCCGUCUUCAUGGCUCUCUUUAUUCACAACAUCACCGAAGGCUUCGCUCUCGCCCUCCCUCUCUUCCUUGCUCUCCACUCCAAAUUCCGUGCCAUGUUCUGGGCCGCGGUACUGGGAGGAGUGAGUCAACCUUUAGGUGCAGGCAUUGCUGCAGCUUGGUUCAAAAUUGCCGGAAAUAAGGGCCACAAACCUGGAGAAGCAGCUUAUGGAGUGAUGUUUGCUAUUACGGCCGGCAUUAUGGCUAGUGUGGCCUUGCAUCUCUUUGUUGAAAGCUUGAGUCUGACGCAUAAUCGGCAGCUUUGUGUUGCGUUUGGGUUUGUGGGUAUGGCGAUUAUGGGGAUCAGCAAUGCUCUUACUUCUUGA